Messenger RNA from Cornus florida, 1462 nucleotides. RefSeq lists its product as uncharacterized. The transcript has 11 exons. The record is from RefSeq and is a predicted model, not a curated record. NCBI's taxonomy places the organism in Eukaryota, Viridiplantae, Streptophyta, Magnoliopsida, Cornales, Cornaceae. Bases 127 to 1086 code for a protein of 319 amino acids.
UUAGGAAAAAACUUUCCUGGUUUAGAAGUCCUUUCCAAGGCUGCAAGAAUUUUCCCAAACACUGCCUAUAUUACGGUCAUAUACUGCUUUCGGCGAAGAAGAUCGCUGCAUCCGAUUCACGCAACCAUGGCGAUGCAGGCUGGGGUAUCGACAUCCAAAGUUCUAAUCCUCGUCGGAGCCGGGCUGACUAGUUCUGUUGUUUUGAGGAGCGGACGAUUAUCUGAUAUCAUUUCACAGCUUCAAGAGUUAAUAAAAGGUGUGAAUGAAACUGAAAUUUCGUCUGGCAAGUAUGACAGUGUGCUUCUUGCAACCCAGAUUCGACAAUUGGCACAAGAGAUCAAGGAGUUAACAGUAGCCAGUCCUAUAACCAUUUUCAAUGGAAAUUCUACUUCCAGUGGGAAUUAUUCUUCGUACUUAAUGCCAGCUGCAGCACUCGGAGCAAUGGGAUAUUGUUACAUGUGGUGGAAGGGUUGGUCGUUCUCUGAUGUAAUGUUCGUGACAAAGCAUAAUAUGGCAAAUGCUGUUGCAACUGUGUCAAAACAGUUAGAGAAUGUAUCUGAAGCAUUGGCUUCAACAAGGAGACAUUUAUCAAAGAGGCUGGAAAACUUGGAUUGGAAGAUGGAUGAGCAGAUGGAAACAUCUAAGCUUAUUGCAAAUGAUGUAAAUGAUGUGAAGUCAAAUCUUAAUCAAAUUGGGUAUGACAUUGACAUAAUCCAUCAGAUGGUAUCUGGGUUGGAAGGAAAAAUUGAUCUUCUUGAAAGCAAGCAGGAUGUGACUAAUUCAAAUGUGUGGCGUCUAUGUCAAAUAGCUGGAGGCAUUAAGGAUGGUCUAAACGCCAAACUUUUUCAGGAUGUUGAGGCUGCUAAGCUAAUAAACCAUUCAACUGUGGCAUAUGAAGAUAAUUUCCUGAAGGGGCUUCAGUUCAUUGCUGAUACCAACGAGUUGAGCGCAACAGAGAAAUCAAUAGUAAGCACAAAAAAGAAUGAUCUUGUUGACGUUCCUGCCAAGAGUGUCUCAACUGUGAAAAUGAGAAUUCAUAGGCCUUAUCCAGUUGGGAUGUCUUUGACAAGGGACAUCUUGGGAUAAUUUUCAUGAUAUGGUGAUCAAUUUUGGGAGUGACCCUCUUCCUAUCAACCCCAUUUUUUUAUUUUUAUUUAUUUUUUUUAAGGUUGAAGUGGCUGACUUUGAUUUGUGUCAUCUACUAUCAAAAGAUAUAUGCUGGCAUUUUGUUGUACAUCCAUAUAUUUAUUUUCUUUGGUGGGAGUUGUACAUCCAUAUUGUUGAAGGUAAACAUGUUCAAAUAAUACACGACCAGUAAGCUGAGGUUGAUACUGAUUUUCGAUUCCAAUUUGUAAGGGAAAGAAAAAUUUGAGGAAGGAAUAUUUGAACUAUUGACCGGCAAUUCUCUUCAAUUCAUUGGAAAUCAUUGUAGUUAGUGUGAAUUGCAUUAAACUCUUGUCGA